GCCUCCCCGCUCCCCGGCCACCUCCAUCCGCCUCUCCUCCCCACCCUCCCCAUCAUACCACCACGGAGACACGUCGGACAGUUCGCCUCCCCGUUCACCUAGCUCCACGGCCUUUCCUUCAACCCCAAACCCCAGUUUUAGCCUCUACGCCAUCAUGGCUCGCGUCGUCCAGUCGGCGAAGAAGGCGCUGCUCCCGGCGGAGCCCUCCAGCUACCAGUCCAUCCCGAACGUGGACUAUGGCGAAGGGGAGUCCAGCUCCCUGCACGGGUCUAGAUCGUCCGAGGGACCGCACAAAACCUCGGUGUUCGAAUAUGGAAUCUUUGUGCUCUUGGGCGUUGCCAUGUAGGUUGUCCUGCGAAGCUUGUCUCGCGCGCCGUUCCGGACCGAGGUAGCUAACGGCUAGUCAUACCGUCAAGGCUGUGGAGUUGGAACAUGUUUAUGGCCUGCGCGACCUACUUCCAACGACGCUUCUCGGAGAACGAGUUUAUCCUCAACAAUUUCCAAUCCAUGAUUCUCGGUGUCAGCACCUUUACGAAUCUCGGCGUCAUGAUCUACUUGUCCAACAGACAGAGCACAGCGAAUUACCCUUUCCGUAUAUGCACUUCGCUCGUGCUGAACUGUGUCACGUUCACGAUACUCGCCUUGUCGACCAUCAUGUUUACGGUCGGUGCGACGUCGUACUUGGCGUUGGUCUUGCUCUGUGUCUGCGUUGCGGCCGCCAGUUGUGGCUUCAGCCAGAAUGGCGUGUUUGCGUUCGUGAACAGAUUCGGCGGAGUCUACACGCAAGCCAUCAUGACCGGUCAAGGUAUUGCUGGAGUGCUGCCUGCGAUAGCCCAGAUCGUUUCGGUUCUUGCGAUUCCGCAAUCUGCGCAGGAGACGGGAACCUCUUCUUCACCAAAGUCGGCAUUCGCGUAUUUCAUGACCGCAACCGUCGUUUCCGGAUUCUGCCUUCUCUUAUUCUUGGUACUCCUUCGCCGUCACAGCAUCAGCCUCAACUGCAAAUCACAGGCAACGACUCUUUCCUCCAGUGAUUCGGAGGAGGACGACGAGGGGGGGAUUGUGGUCCGGAGGUCUGUGCCACUUAUAGAUUUGUGGCGGAAACUGAAGAUUCCGGCCAUCGCCAUCUUCUUCACCUUUUGCUGCACAAUGGUCUUCCCGGUCUUCACCCAAGCCAUCAUCUCGGUACACCCCGAUGGCUCCGGUCGAGCAUUCCAGCCGGAUGUCUUCAUCCCAACCGCCUUUUUGCUUUGGAACGUUGGUGAUCUGUCCGGCCGCAUAGUUUGUGGGUGGGAGAGGGCUAUCAUUCGGAAGUCCAGCUGGUUGGCCAUCCUGCCAGUGGCAAGACUAGUCUUCAUACCGUUGUACUUUAUGUGCAACGUCAACGGUCGGGGAGCUUUCAUCAAGAGCGACUUGUUUUACAUGUUUGUGCAGCUGGGCUUCGGCUUCACUAGCGGUUGGAUCGGAAGUAGUUGCAUGAUCGUGGCGCCGGACUACGUUGAUGAGGAUGAGAAGGAGGCCUGCGGUGGCUUCAUGGGGUUGUGCUUGGUGCUUGGCCUGGCAACGGGUAGUAUGUUGAGUUUCUUGAUACUCAAUUGAUUAGAUAUCGAGGUUUUUGGGGGUACUGUCGGCUUUGGGGAUUGGGUGCUUUGGACUUUGGACUUUGGAUUGCUUUGCUUGGAACUGCGUUUUUGGGCUCGUUUUUGUUACAGGGUGUGUCGAACUGGCGUUAUGGACUGCGACGUUGCUUGUUUCUUUUUCUGUUUAUCCUUUGUUGUACAUUCGGAGGCGUGUGAGAGAUAUCCUAGAUAUAUUUUUGGAGUGUUCUAGUAUGCAUGUA
Molecule: messenger RNA, 1837 nt
Organism: Tricharina praecox
Lineage: Eukaryota; Fungi; Ascomycota; Pezizomycetes; Pezizales; Pyronemataceae
Product: nucleoside transporter-domain-containing protein
Exons: 3
Coding region: 433-1596 (387 amino acids)
Biological process (GO): nucleoside transmembrane transport
Cellular component (GO): plasma membrane; fungal-type vacuole membrane
Molecular function (GO): nucleobase transmembrane transporter activity; nicotinamide riboside transmembrane transporter activity
Source: RefSeq, a predicted model, not a curated record